UUUUGAUUUGCUUCUUGGUUUUGAAUGCUGAAACUUUUGACAGUUAGGCUUGUGUUAAAAGAGUGGCAGUUCUCUGAUGGUUCUCAUAACUUGAACCAUCUCCGUAUUAGCUCUCAACAAUCACUCUAUGGCUCAUCUAAUUACCCAUCAACAGCCGGAAGAAAGGUUAACAUCACUGUUGUUGAAGGAAAGGAUCUCAUUGCAAAAGAAAAAUCUGGAAAAUGUAACCCUUAUGUUAAACUGCAGUAUGGAAAGGGUCUCCAAAGAACAAUGACAGUCCAUUCUCCAAAUCCUCUCUGGAGUCAGAAGUUUGAAUUCAAUGAAGUAGCAGGUGAUGAAUACCUAAAGAUUAAGUGCUACUCUGAGGAGAUCCUUGGAGAUGAUAGUAUCGGCAGUGCUCGAAUAAGUCUUGAAGGACUUGUAGAAGGUUCUGCCAGGGAUGUAUGGAUCCCCCUUGAAAAAGUUAAUUCAGGAGAACUACGACUGCAGAUAGAAGCUAUUAGGGUCAACGACCAAGAAGGAUCAAGGGGUUCCACCACAGGUUCAGGCAAUGGCUUGAUUGAACUUGUUCUUGUUGAAGCGAGAGAUCUUGUAGCUGCUGACUUAAGAGGGACAAGUGAUCCAUAUGUAAGGGUGCACUAUGGCAACUUGAAGAGAAGAACAAAGGUUAUGUUCAAAACGUUGAAUCCUCAAUGGAAUCAGACCCUAGAGUUUCCUGAUGAUGGCAGUCCCUUAGAGUUGCAUGUGAAAGACCAUAAUUCCUUACUACCAACAUCAAGCAUAGGUGACUGCGUUGUAGAAUAUCUAAUGCUUCCUCCAAACGAGAUGUCAGACAAGUGGAUACCCCUUCAAGGUGUGAAAAGGGGAGAGAUACACAUUCAAAUUACAAGAAAAGUUCCAGAACUACUAAAGAAAUCCAGUUUAGAUGCUGAUCCUUCUUUCUGUAAAUCCAGCCAAAUUUCUAGCCAGAUCAAACAAAGCAUUACCAAGCUUCAAUCGUUAAUUGAGGAUGGAAAUAUUGAAGGGCUCUCCACAGCUUUGACUGAUCUUGAAGCACUCGGUUAUGAACGAGAAAAGAACAUGGUACAGCUCGAGAAUGAGCAAAUGCUUCUACUUGACAAGAUAAAAGAUCUUGGUCAGGAAAUCUCUAACUCUUCACCUUCUUCAAGUAGAUCUUCUGGAUCUUGAGCCUCCCUGAUCACUUUUUGUAUAAAUGUAAUGUUGCAUAUACAAAUUAUGUUAGAGAUAGAUGAAUGUAUUUAUGUAUAUGGUACUACGGUAAUUAUCCUCAUUGUUAAUGUAGCUUCCUGCUGUGUGAAGUUAUAUGUGAGAUUAUGGAUCCAUCAUAUAUUGAAAAAAUAUUGUUUUCAAUCUGGACUGGCAAAAAAGAAGUCAGUCCAAUUGGAAAUUGUUAAUAGCUGGGAGUAGAUGAUUUUUG
This is a messenger RNA of Rubroshorea leprosula, 1438 nucleotides long. NCBI's taxonomy places the organism in Eukaryota, Viridiplantae, Streptophyta, Magnoliopsida, Malvales, Dipterocarpaceae. The record is from the annotation of a GenBank genome assembly.